AUGACCGUCGCUCACCCAGACGACGUCUAUCACACGCUGAACCUCGUGGUACAAUGCUUGUGCAUUCCCAUUGUAUCCGGGGCUGUUGCGUUGCGUUUCUACACUCGUUUCCGGUUUAAGCAGAACUUGGGCAUUGAGGAUUAUGCCUGUAUUGUGGCCUGGCUCCUGUUUAUGGGAUACUGCGGAGUGAGUAUUCUCGUUGGCCGCCAUGGUGGAGGCUACCAUAUUGGGGACCUAAGUCCUGAGAUGGCCAUCCAAUUCAAAAAGUUCUGCUACAUCGCUACUCUCCUUUACUGUCCGAUGGCCCUAUUCGUUAAGAUCGCCCUUCUAUCGAUCCUCACACGCAUCUUCGCUCCCUACCGCAGCAAGGUGUGGUUCAUUUACAUCCUCCUCGGCGCCCUCUGCAUCUACUACUCCAUCGCCCUCAUUAUCAAAAUCCGAAUUUGCUAUCCAAUCCCUUACUACUGGCUCGGCGAAGAGCUGGAAGGUGGCGGCACCUGCCUCGACCAGGCCGCUGCUCUUAUUGCCGACUCCGUCAUCAGUGUUGUUAGCGACAUCAUCAUUCUCGUCCUGCCCCUGCCCUUGACCUGGUCCCUUCAGAUGUCGCGCAACAAGAAGCUGCGUGUUAUUGGUCUACUGGGUGCCGGUGGCUUCGCUGUUGGUUUCAGUCUGUACCGAUUGGUGCUGGUUCUGAAGGAUGGCAGCUCCCCGGACCAAUCCAUCGUCUUCAUGUGUGUUAUCCUGUCUGGAAACGCCGAGGGUGGUGUCGGUCUCAUUUGCGCCUGUCUCCCCGUCCUCAACUCCUUGCUCGCCCAUUACAAGAGGAACUACUCGUCGCAGAAGUACUACAACCAGAGCUCGGAUUUCCAGCUGGGAGACCGCAAGUCGGGAGGCACAUCCAAGAAUAACUCUCAGUGGGACAAGUCUCCCAACUUCGGGGACCAGAGCCACCUGAUCUCAUUUGCUGGAGCGCCAGAGGCAACCGACUCGGUAUAUAAUGAUGAUGGGAUUCGCAAGACUGUGGCGGUGGAGCAGACCGUUGAAAGCAGAGACAGCGACAGCCGCUAA
Messenger RNA from Penicillium argentinense, 1068 nucleotides. RefSeq lists its product as uncharacterized. The transcript has 5 exons. The record is from RefSeq and is a predicted model, not a curated record. NCBI's taxonomy places the organism in Eukaryota, Fungi, Ascomycota, Eurotiomycetes, Eurotiales, Aspergillaceae. Bases 1 to 1068 code for a protein of 355 amino acids.